GGAUGCGUGAUUGUAGAGGAUACGAGCACGCACGUGGUGUGCUCCUGCGACCAUCUCACCAGCUUUGCUGUCCUGACGUCGCCCGAUGCCACCAUGUCCAGGGCAGAUGCUCUGGCGCUAGAGAUCAUCACGCUGGUUGGCGUGGUCAUUUCAGUCCCUUGCCUUUUGCUGACGUUUAUCAUCUUUGCUUACUUCCGACGUCUGCGAAACUUAACCCGAGUGAUCUUGAUGCAUCUGUGCCUGAACCUCUCCAUCGCACUCCUCAUCUUUAUCUGCGGUGUCGAGAAGACUGGGGAUCCGGACAACUGCACAGGCAUUGCCGUGGCCUUGCACUUUUUCAUGAUGACCUCGGUCUUUUGGAUGCUGGCCGAGGGCGUGCAACUCUUCCGCACCUUUGUCGUUGUUUUCGACACGGAC
Molecule: messenger RNA, 417 nt
Organism: Monosiga brevicollis MX1
Lineage: Eukaryota; Choanoflagellata; Craspedida; Salpingoecidae
Exons: 1
Biological process (GO): adenylate cyclase-activating G protein-coupled receptor signaling pathway; cell surface receptor signaling pathway
Cellular component (GO): membrane
Molecular function (GO): G protein-coupled receptor activity
Source: RefSeq, a predicted model, not a curated record